Molecule: messenger RNA, 1368 nt
Organism: Oryza sativa Japonica Group (Japanese rice)
Lineage: Eukaryota; Viridiplantae; Streptophyta; Magnoliopsida; Poales; Poaceae
Source: RefSeq, a predicted model, not a curated record
AUGGAGGAGGCCGAGGGGAGGCGGGUCACCAGCCCGGCCAUGCUGCGGCAGCGCAGGCAGCUGAGGUGGGAGAUGUGCCGCGCCGCGUACGCGCUCGACGCGCUGAGGAUACGGAACGCCGCGGCGGCGGCGGCGAGCCGCCGUCGUCGUCGCCGGUGCCAGCCGCUGCUGCUCAGCUUGGGCGGCGACGGCGACGCCACGGUCAUGGAGAGCCUGGAGGCCGCGCUGGGCGGCGCCAAGGAGCUCGUCGUGCUCCUGGCCGGCUGCCCUCGCCUGAGCCGGCAGCCGUACAGCGCCUACCUGUUCAUGGAGCGGUGCAUGUUUGGGCGGCAGAUGGAGAAGGAGCAGAUCGUCGACUUCCUGCUGCGCCCGGCGUGCUCGUCGGCCGGUGACCCGAAUCCCGGCGUCCUCCCCGUCGUCGGUGGUCCGGAGGUCGGGAAGCGGACGCUGGUCGAACACGUCUGCAUCGACGAGCGGAUUAGGCAGUACUUCGCCAAGAUCCACCGUCUCAGCAGCGAUGAUCUGAUGGCGGCCGGCGACGACGACGAGCACCGGAGAUUCGGCAUCGAUCCUAGCGCAAGGUCCCUUGUCGUGGUCGACGUCGUCGGCGACGUGGAAGAGGAGCCAUGGAGGAGGUUGUGCUCGUCCGUUCGCCGGGAGAACGGGGACGGCAAGGUGGUCAUCAUCUGCAGGACGGCGGAGCACGCGGCGCGCCUGGGCACGGCGCCGCGGCCGGUCACACUGGACAACCUGCGCCGGCCUGAGCUCUGGUACAUGUUCCGCGUCCUCGCGUUCGGCGGCGCCGACCCGGAGGAUCGGCCGGAGCUGGUCGCCAUCGCCGCGGAGCUCUUCGAGGGCGUCAAGCACUUCGCGAUGAUCGCCGCCGUGAACGCGCACGCCGCGGCGCUGCGCGCCGACAUGACCGCGCGUUCGUGGCGCCGGAUCGCGCGGGCGGCCAUCGACGCCCACGGCGGCCGCGGCGAGCACGGCCCGGUCAGGGACGAGGACGACUCGUACUACUUGUACAGGCCGUCCAUGGACGGUCCGCACUGCCUGUUCUACGGCAGGCGCAAGCUGACGACGUGGACGCCGGCGGCGAGCACGACACCGACGGUGACGAUGCAGGACCUGCUCAGCGGCCGCGUGGUGCCCGGCGUGGACACGCCGCGCUUCGACGUGCUGGUGUGGCGAUCUCCCAUACCACCGCACUGCAGCUACGUAGCAACGUGCGACAUGGGAAGAGCGCAGCAGUUCGUCGUGGCUUCUGGCGGCAGGAGGCCAUUCGAGAGGAGAAAGCCGAGCGGGAAUUUGGAUCAUGGUGAGUGCCUUAACAAGAAGAGGCGGCCAAUGUAUAGUGGGGAUGGCUAA